Recurvomyces mirabilis is the source of this 1563-nucleotide messenger RNA. RefSeq lists its product as uncharacterized. Gene Ontology annotation, molecular function: syntaxin binding. The transcript has 2 exons. The coding region runs from base 1 to 1563 and encodes 520 amino acids. Lineage: Eukaryota; Fungi; Ascomycota; Dothideomycetes; Mycosphaerellales; Teratosphaeriaceae. The record is from RefSeq and is a predicted model, not a curated record.
AUGGCGGCCGUGGCGCCCCUCAUGAGCAAUGCGCGCAACUCGCCUGCCUCGAUGGACUACUCCAACUCGAAUGACUCCAUUGCCGCACCACCGCCCCCUCCCACAGCUGCACCAGCACCGGCAAAGGGCAAGGCGAAGGGCAAGAAAGGCGCCGCGAGCACUAGCAAUGAUCCGGCCGACGCCCACAAGGCCCUUCUCUCUAAAAUCUCCCAGCUCGAAGCCAGCAGUACGGAAAAUGCCCAGCAGGAAGCCGAGAUCGAGGCGGAAGUGAAAAAGGCGAACCGCGAACUCUCUCAACUUCUCAGUACCCUCGAGCCGCACAACAGCAAGAUCGAUAUCGUACAGCGACGCUACACCGAGCUGCUCAGCGACAUGAAGAAGGUGGAGCGUGACCACAUGAAGGCCAAGAAACGCGGUGACCAGUUGCAGAAAGAGAAGGAGGAGGUGAGUAAAGACCGGACGAGGGAGAAAGGGCUAAAGGAGAAGCUGGAGAAGCUGAGUCGUGAGUUGACGAGAGAGAACAAGAAGCUGAAGGAGGAUCUGCGAGAUAUGAAGGAGAACAGUGCCGAUCGGAACGAGGAGCUACAUCGGAAACUCGAGAAUCUGGUCCUCGAUGUGGAGGAAGUGGUGUCGCCACGGCAAGCGCAACAUGACCGGCAAGGCGUAGAACUGGAGCAGGAUCGGAUGUUUCGGGAGAAGUUCACGAGUUUCCUGCAACAGUACGAGCUUCGGGAACUGCAAUUCCAGUCUCUGCUUCGUAUGAAGGAUCUAGAGAUCGCAUACCAGACCGCGCGGCAUGAUCAGCUUAAGAAGGCGCAGGAGAGCGAGCUGUCUAAGAGCCACCAGCUCACGCGGCAAGUGAGUACUUUCAGCCAGACGGAAAACGAGCUUAGGGGCCAGUUGAAUGUCUAUGUCGAGAAGUUUAAGCAGGUCGAAGACACACUUAACAACAGCAACGAUCUGUUCCUGACUUUCCGCAAAGAAAUGGAGGAGAUGAGCAAGAAGACGAAGCGGCUGGAGAAGGAGAAUCUCAAUCUGACGCGGAAGCAGGAGGCGACGAAUAAGAAUAUCUUUCAGAUGGCGGAGGAGAGGAGUCAGAGCCAGCAGGCGAUUGACAAGCUCAGUCGCGAGAACGAGAAGCUGAAGAAGCUGUGUCGGGCUAUGCAGAGUGGUGGGUAUGGCAGCGCAGGUGGCGUGGCGGGAGCGCAGCAGGGUGUCCCGGUCGGCGGACAGCAGGGUGGUGUGGGCGUCGGUGCCUCCGUGGACGAGGAGUUCGGCGACGAAGGCACGGAAAGCGAGUACGAGGAGGACGAGGAAGAAUACGAGGAGGAUGAAGAGGGCGAGGAGUACGAGGAUGAAGACACGGAGGAGGAGGAAGAAGUCGGGGAGGAGAUCGGUGUCUUGCCCAGGACGUUUGGCCCGCCGCCUCCGCCGCCGCCUCAGCAGGUUCCUGCUACCACCGGGAAGGAAGGGUUGGUGAAUGGGAAUUCCGCGGCGCCUUCUUCUAGGGGGAGAGGGGCGAAUGGGGUGCCGGUUGUCAAUGGGACCGGGGGGAGACAUUGA